AGAACGCCGUGUACACCUUUGGGCUGGGACAAUUCGGUCAGCUGGGGCUUGGCACUUUUAUUUUUGAAACUUCAGAACCCACAGUCAUUGAGCAUAUUAAGGAUCAGAAAAUAAGCUAUAUUUCCUGUGGAGAGAAUCAUACAGCUUUAAUAACAGAUACAGGUCUUAUGUAUACUUUUGGAGAUGGUCGACAUGGAAAAUUAGGACUUGGACUGGAGAAUUUUACCAAUCAGUUCGUUCCCACUUUGUGCUGUAGUUUUAGGAGGUUUAUAGUUCAAUUGGUUGCUUGUGGUGGCUGUCACAUGCUGGUUUUUGCCACUCCACGACUUGGUGUGGUAGAAGAACUUGAGUUAGAUGAAAUAAAAGAUCCUUACUUACCUGCAGCGGCUUCUCUACCCAUCAGUGAUCUGACCUCAGGAGGCACACUUGAGAGAACUUUAUCAGCCCGCGUGCGGCGAAGAGAGAGGGAGAAAUCCCCAGAUUCUAUUCAAAUGACACGAACACUAUCUACAGUGGAAAGGACUCCUGUACCACCUGUUUGUGUUUCCCCCCAUCCAAUUCCUUUCCAUAUGUCUGCAAAAAAUCUGCCAGAAAAAAUGAUACCUGCAAAGGCGUGCCUCUUGCAGCCAGUGGAACCAGUCUCUGCCGGGCCGGGACAGCCACCAAUGUACGCGUGCGCAUUAAGGGGCAUCACGGCUCCGCCUGGCCGCCCCUCCCUUCCGGGCCACCAGAGGGCGCGCGGCUUCUAA
Molecule: messenger RNA, 749 nt
Organism: Equus quagga
Lineage: Eukaryota; Metazoa; Chordata; Mammalia; Perissodactyla; Equidae
Product: X-linked retinitis pigmentosa GTPase regulator-like
Exons: 5
Source: RefSeq, a predicted model, not a curated record